Beauveria bassiana ARSEF 2860 is the source of this 1458-nucleotide messenger RNA. Its product is annotated as glucose sorbosone dehydrogenase. The record is from RefSeq and is a predicted model, not a curated record. Lineage: Eukaryota; Fungi; Ascomycota; Sordariomycetes; Hypocreales; Cordycipitaceae. The transcript is spliced from 2 exons. The coding region runs from base 1 to 1458 and encodes 485 amino acids.
AUGGCGUUGAGAUCAAUCAUUGCCUCGGCGCUGCUGCUUACUGGCGCCGUCUCCGGCGACUGCUCCAACAAGCUCGCCGUCAGCUACCCCGCGCCCGUCGCCGCCCAGGGCUGGUCCUACCAGCUCGUCGCCAACGGCUUCACCAAGCCCCGCGGCAUCCAAUUCGACAAGGACGGCGGUCUGCUGGUCAUUGACGCCGGCGCCGGUCUCGUGCACCUGAGUCUCAAAGACGAUGGCAACACGUGCGUCUCCGUCGACAAGAAGACGACGCUCCUCGCGAGCAGAGAGCUCAACCACGGCAUCGCGUUGACAGAGGAUGGUAAGACGCUGUAUGCUUCGUCGGCGGACAAGGUAUACGAGUGGACAUAUGACUCCAAGACGGUUACGCUUGGUGACGCCAACCGCACCAUUGUCACCAACAUGAGCAACUCGGAUCACACCACGCGCACGCUGCUCCUUUCCCGGAAGAAGCCCGGCAUUCUUCUCGUCUCCCGCGGGAGCCAGUCCAAUGAGGACAGCAACGCCGAGGACCUCGACUCGGGCCACUCGCAGAUUCGCAGCUUCGACCUCUCCCAGCUCGGCUCCGGCUCCGGCUCCGGCUCCUCCUCCUCCUCCUCCUCCUCCUCCGUCACGCCGUACGCGUACCUCGACGGGCACGUCAUUGGCUGGGGCCUGCGCAACUCGGUCGGCGUGGCAGAAGACCCUUCCUCCGGCGGCCUCUGGUCCGUCGAAAACUCCGUCGACCAGCUGCACCGCAAGGGCCGCGACAUUCACCAGGACAACCCCGCCGAGGAGCUCAACUACCACGGCACCGUCGGCCAGGACGACGACGGCGGCGGCGGAAACAACAGCAACAACAACAAGACGCAGGGCGGCAACUACGGCUAUCCCGUGUGCUACGCCAUCUGGAGCCCGGACAAUUUCCCAGACCUCGGCGCGCUCACCACGGCGUCGCAGUUCCCCGACGACGACGCCCCCGGCAACGUCACCGACGCCGCCUGCAACGACGACUACGUCGCCCCGCGGCUCGCCUUCCAGGCCCACACAGCCCCGCUCGACAUCAAGUUUGACGCCGACGGCGCCUACGCGUACAUCUCCUUUCACGGCAGCUGGAACCGCGAGGCGCCCGUCGGCUACCGCAUCGCCCGUGUCGCCUUCAAGGACGGCCAGCCCGCCGCCGCCAGGGACAGCAUGGACGCCGCCGUCGACGUGCUCGCCACAAAGGAUCUGUCCAACUGCCCGGACAGGUGCUUCCGCCCCGUCGGUCUCGCCUGGGACGACAAGGGCCGCCUGUGGUUCUCGUCGGAUAGUACCGGCGAGAUUUUUGUCAUGCAGCACGACGGCAGCUCUGGUGGUGGUGGGAAUGGCAAGGACGGGAAAAGUGUCGCAGGUCGUAGAGCCCCCGAGCUUGUUGUUGUGGCUUUCGUCGUUACUGCCGUUGCUGCUUUUUUGUCAUGA